AUGGAUCCUCUCUCGGCUUUGGGUGCUGCAGCAUCUAUCGUGCAGUUCGUAGACGUUGCAUCACGGCUGGCCGCCUCUGGAUAUGACGCCUACAAGUCUGCCUCAGGAGCGAUUCAAGAGAACAUCGAGAUCGAGACGACGACACUUGAACUCAAGAGCUUCAGCGAUAAUCUCCUAAAACAAAACCAAACCCUAGAGCUUCAGCUUCACCAGCAACAAGAUGGAGACACUAAAGCCAUGAUCAACAUGACUGAAAGAUGCCAUGCUGUUGCCGACAGACUACUAAAGGUCCUAGACGACCUGAAGGUGGAAGGGACUGGCCGAAUGCGACCUGUCAGGGCCGGACGGCAAGCGAUCCGGGCAGCAUCCAAAUCCGCACAGAUUGAAAGCAUGGAGAGCUCGCUCACAAAAAUUCAGGCUCUGCUGCAUGCGCAUCUAUUGAGUAGCAUUCGUAAUACACAAGCAUCGUCGAGCAACUCGUUCGAGGGCCUGGCGGCGAGGACCAAAACAAUGCAGGAAGAGAGUAUCGCUGAUCUCCGCGCUUCGAAUAAAGCGCUCAUACGCGCUCUUCGACAACAGGAAAAGGAUAUGGAGAUAUUCAGGGAUGUUCUCAAGAAAAGUCAGCUCCCAGAGGUUCACAGCAGUUCGCGGAUUGACGCUUCAAUGGGAGAGAUCGCGAGAACAUUAGACAAGACACGGCAAAGAGCCAGCUUGGUCGAGAAGCAAUUACGUGUUCUCGGUAGUCUUCAGUUUCCGGAGAUGCACAUGCGACACUCUGCAAUUCCAGAGGCAUACAGAGGGACUCUUUCUUGGAUUUACGACAAAAAUGCAACAAAGGUUCGAUCCUGGCUACAAAGCUUAGAUGGACUAUUUUGGAUCAAUGGCAAAGCUGGCAGUGGCAAAUCGACACUGAUGAAAUUCAUGAGCGACAACAGAACGACCAGAGAAGUGCUAGAAAUCUAG
Messenger RNA from Zasmidium cellare ATCC 36951, 963 nucleotides. RefSeq lists its product as uncharacterized. Bases 1 to 963 code for a protein of 320 amino acids. The transcript has a single exon. Lineage: Eukaryota; Fungi; Ascomycota; Dothideomycetes; Mycosphaerellales; Mycosphaerellaceae. The record is from RefSeq and is a predicted model, not a curated record.